Molecule: messenger RNA, 3338 nt
Organism: Mercenaria mercenaria
Lineage: Eukaryota; Metazoa; Mollusca; Bivalvia; Venerida; Veneridae
Product: cholecystokinin receptor type A-like
Exons: 3
Coding region: 923-2275 (450 amino acids)
Biological process (GO): neuropeptide signaling pathway
Cellular component (GO): membrane
Molecular function (GO): neuropeptide receptor activity
Source: RefSeq, a predicted model, not a curated record
UGUAAGGAGUUUAACUUCGUGAAAACUAAUUUCAAGCACCAAUGUUUAAAAUAUUGUAUAAUUUACAUGCUUAAUGAUUUUUUUUUUGAUUUUUUUUUUAAUUUAGAAAACGUUUUCAAUGUUUAAUGUUGUCUGUUUUUAAAAAAGCAAAUGAAAUUUUGAUAUUCAGUUGGAGUCAUACCAUUUUAAGAUUAAAUAUAAUUCAAUUCGUACCAAGAACAAAAACGCAGGAACACUUCUUCAAGUUAUUUUCCCCUGUAAUAUUCAAAGUGAAGCAAUCAAAGCACGUUGAAACUUUUUCUGAAAAUAGCAAGACACUUCCGACCUGUAGGUAACUUGAGGUAAUAUUUCCAGUUUUAUUUGAUGCUUUCUAAGCCCUACGAAUUCACUGCGCCUAAACAAACGUUUGCGGGAAGUAUAUCGCAGACAAACAUAAUAGGUAUCCACAGGACGGUAUAUCCGCAAAGGAUUUAAACAUGGAUAUAUACUCAGUUUGAAAGAAUGCUAGGAGGAAAACAUUCAACUGCUGUAGAAAAAAGUACCGAACGUAUAUAUUCUAACAAUGCACAUACAUUUGAUUACCAGAAACAACAAUUCUCAGACUGCAAAAUGAACAGACGAAUAUAGACGGCUAGACGGCACAAAUAACGUUUUACCUCGGAAAUUGCAAAAUUGAUGAAAAAAGAUCAAAACUUGUUACAUAAGUGAUAUUAUUUGACGUCUUUGCUCUGUAAGAGCUUUAUAUGCACACAGUGCAAGAAAUAUUGAGUAAAAUAGGAAUAAGUAGAACACACGUUAUGAAUAUUGAACCUGGAAUAAGACUAUGAAAUAGGGGAACGAAAUUAUUCAACAAAAUGUAAACUUUGAAUUUUCGAAACAAGUGACAAGUUUGGAAACUAAACAGACGCCAGAACAGAAGAAAAUGGAGAAAGAAGAAACGAAUCUUACUCUUGAAGAACUUGACGAAGAAGAAAGAUUGAAGCAUCUUCCUCUUACAGUGCUCCUCGUGAUAAUCAUGGUGAUCGGUAUUGUCGGCAAUACCCUUGUACUUAUCAUUUACAAAAGGAAAUUCACCAGAUCAAGUGCUAGAUCUUAUAUUCUGAGUCUAGCGGUAGCAGAUCUGUCCGUAUGUCUAGUUGGAAUACCAUACCAUGUUUUGGACUUGACACUGAUUUUGACAUACACACAUACUAAUCUGUGUAAAGUAUUAAGUUUCUUUAUUGGAGCUUGUACUCUCAGUUCGGUGUUUAUUCUCCUUGUAGUAGGGCUUGACAGAUACUUCAAGGUGUGCAGACCUUUGAAAAGACAGAUAAGGGCUUUUGGUGAUAGAAAAGCAUGUGUUCUAGCAACCUUUGUCGCAGUAGUAAUUUCUAUACCAAAUGGUAUCAUUUACGGGCAAAGUGCUGUACAGACGCCUGUGAACAAUCUUACUGGUGUGGAAUGUUUUAUUGCUGACGAAUAUCACGGUUCUGAUCUAGCCGUAGGAUAUUUGGGAUUUAAUUUGUUAGUUUUUGUCAUUUCAGUUUUGUUUCUGAUCAUUAUAUAUGGUUUUAUAUGCCGGAAGAUAUAUCAACAAGAUCAAAUGUCAGGGGAAAUCAUGUUGAAGAAAACUAAAAAGGUUUGUUUGUGUUGCACUGUUGAAAAUCAGGAGGAGGAAGAUGGUGAUGGAGAGGUUACUGGUGCAAUGAAUAAUGAAGUGGCUGAGGAUGUUAGAGUCACAGAUGACGUUACUGACUCUGAAUUUCAAAGCGUUAACAUAGAAACGGAGGAGACAGAGAAUAAACAUUUAAAGUCAAAGUUAAGAAACGUAAAAAACUCUAAAGGUAAUCCUGAUCGGAAAGCAGCAGUUAAAACUAGUUGCGCAAUGAUACGGCAUAAGAGACCAGGAUCAAAAGCUGGAGAAAAGAACACAAUGAAGAUAACUCUUAUGAUGAUGACGAUAACUAUUGUAUUCGUAAUUUCUUAUCUCCCGUUUAUUGUUAUUUCUAUCAUAGAUUCAAUAGACGAAACCCUUUGGUUUGAUAUGCCAGUCACGGAAUCACUAUUACUGGAUCUUAUGUUGAGGUUGUAUCUUAUAAAUAAUGUAGCUAACCCUGUUAUAUACAGCUUUUGGGACAAAAGAUUUCGGAAAGAAAUCAAACGGCUACUAAGAAAGGUAGCUUGUUGUUUCAAAAACGACGAAGUAAAUGAAGGCCAGUCAUAUACCAAUUCAAGGAGUGGUAUGUCAACAUCCUGCGCUUAUACAAAGAAUACCGAGGCAGUUACAGUUAAAUAGAAUACUUGGAUAGGAACAGUGACUGGAUCUGUGUAGUCUGAAAAGUGUACAUGGUUACUAACAGAUACAAUUAAAUAGAGCAAUGGCAUAGUUGCAUGUACUGUGGAAUUGCUAUAACUUUAAGCACUCUAGAAACACUUGCAAAAUGUUAAUUUUUGACUGGACAUAAAGAAAGUGACACCACUAUGCGUUUGUUCAAAGUGUAUUUAAUCGGGUAUAUCUGUACCGUGAAGUUAAAAUGUUUUAUCUAAAGAUGUACAUAGAUGAUAGCCAUAUAAUAGUUAAAUAUUUCAUAGUUUAAACAUUUAGACGCUGUUGAAAUAUUUCACAUUAUGGUAUUGAUUCAAAUUAUAUUUAUAUACAUGAUGACAAACAGUUAUUUUUAGUAAGUGCCCAUAUGUCUAUUAUGCCCAUAUGUCUAUAACGUCCCCUAGUACAAAAGCGUUAGAGACAUCACAAGUACUAUUAACAUUUCGAGACUGACAAUAUUAUUUCGAGUCUGUUGUGCUUAGUUUCAAUUAGUCCCAAUCCGUAAGUCACAGUGUAUUUUCCAUGUAAGUGAGUAAGUAAGAAAGAAAGUAAGUCAGUAGGUAAAUCGUUUUUUAUAGUGACAUGUGUAAAUCUACAUAUGAUAUUUUCAUAACGUUAUUUACAAGUUGUAAUGACGCGCCCGGCCCGAUGGGCCUAUAUGUCCCCUGUAUCAUAAUACGUUUUGUGACUAUAUACAUACAUUACGUAUACAACAUUUGUGCAUUAGACAAUUUUUCUUCAUAAACUUUUAGUCAUACUAACAGCAUCGCCUACUUUCAUAAUAAUUUUAAUUAAAUUAGAAAUAUAAUAAUUUGGUUUCUGCAACCAUUUGCCAAAACGCCCCAGUGUGCAUAAACAUAUUCUUUGAGUAUCUAUAAACAAAUAGAUUGCUUUGUUUACUUCGCCGGUAUGUAUUACAAACCGUUAAACUAAUCAUAACCUUUAAUUAAAACCUGGAUUGGCAUUUUGCUUAUUGUACUGAAGUUAGAAUAAAAAGGUUGAGAUAAUGCUCAUAUUUGUUGUAUUGUGAUGU